CAGCCAACCAAAGUCAUUAUGGCAUGUUAUAUCACAAUCUUGACACAUUGUGUCUAAUUUAGUUGACAAGCAACAAAAGAAUAAAUUCGCAUGUUCUUUUCGCUGAAAUUCAACCAGAGAAUGUGCAUGCAUACGACAGUAGAAGUGCGUUAAUGUCGUGAAAAAAACUUCAUCAGACAUUAUCAAAUGAAGAGAAUACUGACUUUCCGGAAAAAGAUCAUUCUGUGUAUUUUGUGCAUAUAUUCCCUAUUUCUGAUAUGCAUACUGAUACUUCCUAAAUUUAACAUUCCUGCAAAAUCUGUGGAUUGUUCUACAUACAGCAGAAAUGUAAACUAUGUGGAGAGUAAGCUUCUUAAUGAAACAGAAUUGAAUUUCCUCAAAUUUCUAAAUAAAUAUUAUAGUGCAGAAGAAUUUAUAAAAACUGGUUCAUGGUUUCCAGUACCUAAUGAUGGCUACAUCUACUCGUCCUAUUUUGAUUAUUGUCCUAACUUCUUGCAGCAUGUUGGAAAACUCUGCAUUAAAUGUAUUGGCUUUGCUAAAGUGGAUUCCAUUAAAAGCAAGCCUUUAAAUUGUACUUUCAAUGCUAGCUCUUAUAAUAUUGGAUCAGGUGUGAUUGAAGUACAAUUAAUUCCUGAAUCACAUGACAAAGCUUAUUCAGCAGUAAAUUUGUUUUGUGUGAUGAAAGAAUUUAGUCAUGAUAAAUUUCAGCCUGAUUAUGUUGCCAUCCUUAGUUCUUCAGAUAAAAGUUUGUGGGUGCCUGUUAAGAGCCUACUCUCUAACGAAGCUUCCAAAAAUCAAAGGAUUAAUUUAUGUGUACGGCCUUUGUAUGGCAUGAUUCCUUUUAUCCGACUUGUUGAAUUUUUCACUUAUUAUUCUGUUAUGGGUGUUGAUCAUUUCACAAUUUAUCAUCAUAAUACUUCAAACCCAAUGCAAUUAUUUUUUAAGUUUUUAAUGAAUACAAACAUGAGUAUAGAUUUUCUUUCAUGGGAUAUUCCUGCAAGUAAUGAUUUAAUACAUGAAUUUGGUCAACUCAUUUUUACUCAAGAUUGCAUUACUCAAAGUAAGAAUAGAUUUACACAUACUAUUCUUGUUGACUUUGAUGAAAUGGUUGUUCCACAAAAUCAUCACAAUAUUAAAGCAUUGCUACAAUUUUUGGAUGAAGAAAACCCAAAUGCAGCAAGUUAUGUCAUUCCUAUGUCAUUAUUCUGUGAAGAAUAUUUCUUAGAAAAAGAUCCUACUACCUUUUUUCAUAUCUUGGACCAUAACAAAAGACAAAAAUCAUCGUGGCAACAUACCUUUCGUUCUAAAUAUAUUGUCAGACCAGAAAGAAUUUUGGUUGGUGGGGUACAUUUUGUGUGGCAGCACGAGUAUAUAUGGAGUGAUGUAUUUGUUUCAGACUCUUUAGCAUUAUUAAAUCAUUACAGGAGCUGCUGUGGUGUUCAACAAACAUGGUUCCUUCACUUAUUUAGCUUUGAUGUUUUGACGGAUACUAUAAUAGCUGAUAACCAUUUGAUUCAACAUAAAAAUGCUAUUUUAAAUCAUAAAUUAAUGAGAUCAUUUUUAAGUCGUGUUAUGCUGCUCAAAUAAGUUUAAAAGUUUUUUUUUUUAUUUUUUAAUUUAAAUAACUGGUGCCUGUUUUGUGUAAUAAACUUAUGAUUUUUAGACAAAUAAUGGUGUAUUGUAACUUAGUAUUAGUAGGAAUGUAGUGUACAAUAAGGAUUUCAAAUGCCAAAUUUUGGUUAAAAAUAACGGGUAUUUUUUCACUGUGAAUGUUGAUUUUCUACAUAAUUGUUUUGCAUAAACACCCAGUACAAAUCUUUUACUGUAAUGUAUAUUUUUUAUAUCUUCUACUAUACAUUCCAUUUUUUUGUAGAAAACUGUUAAUAAAUAUGUUUUGUGA
Uloborus diversus is the source of this 1900-nucleotide messenger RNA. RefSeq lists its product as uncharacterized. The record is from RefSeq and is a predicted model, not a curated record. The transcript is spliced from 3 exons. The coding region runs from base 187 to 1587 and encodes 466 amino acids. NCBI's taxonomy places the organism in Eukaryota, Metazoa, Arthropoda, Arachnida, Araneae, Uloboridae.